Messenger RNA from Neogale vison (American mink), 1319 nucleotides. RefSeq names its product hydrogen voltage gated channel 1 (gene HVCN1). Gene Ontology annotation, biological process: proton transmembrane transport. The coding region runs from base 301 to 1116 and encodes 271 amino acids. The record is from RefSeq and is a predicted model, not a curated record. Lineage: Eukaryota; Metazoa; Chordata; Mammalia; Carnivora; Mustelidae. Gene Ontology annotation, cellular component: plasma membrane. The transcript is spliced from 8 exons. Gene Ontology annotation, molecular function: voltage-gated proton channel activity.
CCGGAUUCUCGGGAUUCGCGAUUGGCUCCCACGGGCGGGACCUUUGUCCAUCUGCAGGAGCGCAGGAGGCCCCGCCACGCCCGGGCCUACGGAGCGGGAGGGGGCGGGGGAGGGAGCGAGCCGGAGACCAACAGUGAGACAGACGGGCCAGGGCAAGGGCGCUGAGACACAAGCAAGAGCCCCGGACCGCGGCGGCGCAGGGUGAAGACGCCGAAUCUCGGGCCGAGCCACUUGCCUUGGGUCACCUGGCCGAAGCAGGCAGAGCCAGAACUUACACCCAGAUCCAGAGAGGACAGGAAAAUGGCUGCCUGGGAUGAAAAGGCCAGCUCCCACAGGGCCAGGGUGGCCCCGGCCCGGAGGAUGAGCAAGUUCUUGAAGCACUUCACCGUUGUCGGGGACGACUACCACGCCUGGAACAUCAACUACAAGAAGUGGGAGAAUGAGGAGGACGAGGAGGACGAGGAGCAGACGCCACAGGCAACCGCCUCCGGGGAGGAGGGCAGAGCCCCCGACCCAGCGGCGGCCCCCCACCCCGCGCCCCGGCCCCCCCUUGACUUCAGGACCACGUUGAGGAAGCUCUUCAGCUCGCACAGGUUUCAGGUUAUCAUCAUCUGCCUGGUCAUUCUGGAUGCCCUCCUGGUCCUUGCUGAGCUCAUUCUGGACCUGAAGAUCAUUGAGCUUGACAAGAAUGACUACGCAGCCAAGGUCUUCCACUACAUGAGCUUUGCCAUCCUGACCUUCUUUAUGAUGGAGAUUUUUUUUAAAUUAUUUGUCUUCCGCAUGGAGUUCUUUCACCACAAGUUUGAAAUCCUGGAUGCCUUUGUGGUGGUGGUUUCCUUCAUCCUCGACUUUAUCCUCCUGUUCCAGAAGCACCAGUUUGAGGCUCUUGGCCUGCUGAUUCUGCUCCGGCUGUGGCGGGUGGCCCGGAUCAUCAACGGAAUAAUUAUCUCAGUUAAGACACGUUCAGAACGGCAGCUGCUGAGGUUAAAACAGAUAAAUAUACAGUUGGCCGCCAAGAUCCAACACCUUGAAUUCAGCUGCUCUGAAAAGGAACGAGAAAUUGAAAGACUGACCAAGCUACUGAGACAGAACGGACUCCUUCCUGAGGUCAACUAGACGUGUGCCUGCUCCAUCCCAACGAGAAGACCCCUGCCUGACGGGUGUGUACCUCUGAAGACAAAGACAGCUGCCCGCCCCCCGGGGCCAUUUCGGGGGAGAGGUUUGGUUUGAUGCUUUUGCCUCCCCCUACCCAGCUCCGGUUUUGGGGGCUGGGAGGGAAAGUCUGUGGGAAGGCUUGCUCUGUCUUGGCAUGACCAAGA